Messenger RNA from Scophthalmus maximus (turbot), 7076 nucleotides. It is a transcript of the gene fbxo41, whose product is annotated as F-box protein 41. Gene Ontology annotation, molecular function: protein binding. The record is from RefSeq and is a predicted model, not a curated record. The transcript is spliced from 14 exons. The coding region runs from base 452 to 2956 and encodes 834 amino acids. NCBI's taxonomy places the organism in Eukaryota, Metazoa, Chordata, Actinopteri, Pleuronectiformes, Scophthalmidae.
CGCGAGCGCACGCUGUGUGUGUGUGUGUGUGUGUUUUUCUCUUCUUCCAUUUUCGCCUCGUUGACGCCGCUGCCGCUGCUGCAUGUGCGACGAUUUAACGCGGCGUCGGAGUCCAGAGAGGAGCCAGUGCUGCCGGAGAAAAGCGGGCCAAGCUGUCGCGCCCCUUUCCCCUCCGGGAGCGCACCGCUUCCCGUCCUGCGUCCAGCCUCGGGCAGGGCAGCCAUGAAAGAUGAAGUGAAACGACCAGGUGGAUUGUUGCCACUAUGCGUGGUCAUGUGACUGAGCUGGGCUCUUGCACUGGACAUAGGAUCUUUCUUCCUACUGACUUUCUGUAGUUGUCCUGUCAUCACCAUGAGAGGAUCUGUCAGAUGCUCGACCUCUGUGCCCUCAUACUGGCGCUACCGUUGUGCUGCGUGAGCACCCCCCCCUCCUCCGGCAUUUACUGCCCGGAAUGGCCUCUCUGGACCUGCCAUACCGCUGUCCUCGCUGCGGGGAGCACAAGCGCUUCAGGAGCCUGUCCUCCUUACGUGCCCACCUGGAGUACAACCACACGUACGAGACCCUCUACGUCCUCUCCAAGUCCAACAGUGUCUGUGACGCGGCUGCUCUGCUGCCCCUAGUGGCCGAGGGAGCUCUCCUCACACCUGCCAACAACAACGACCCCUUUGAGCCGCUGCGGCCUUCAGCUUUGAAGGAGCGCCGCUUCCCCUGCCGUGAACUCCCUUGUGCGGACGACCUGAGUUUGACCGCGGCUAACUCCAACAGCGCAGCUCGGUAUAUUCCCAAUGUGGAGUUUCCCCUGGGGGAGAUUUUUAUGAAGAAAGCCAUGACAUCCGCAGACCCGGGUCCCCAUGGAAACCCCAGCACCGCUGUGGCAGUGGCUGCUAACGUCGCGGCUAGUGCGGUGGAGGCGGCCUAUGAGGAAGGCCUGGCCAGGCUGAAGGCGCGCGCAUUUGAACGACUGGAGCUGGACGAGAGGCUGGAGAAGUUGUCUGAGGAGGUGGAGCAGAAAAUAGCAGCCCGUGUGGGCCGCCUUCAGGCAGAGCUGGAGAGGAAGAGCUCCGAGCUGGAGCGGGCCAAGCAGGAGAGCGAGCAACUGAGCCAGGAGAAGCAGGACCUGGAGGACAAGGCCUCGGAGCUCUCUCGGCAGGUGGACGUCUCUGUGGAAAUGCUGGCUAACCUCAAACAGGAUCUGGUGAACAAGGAGACUGAGCUCACCCACAAACAGCAGGAGGUCGCCCAGAUUGACCAGUUCCUCCAGGAGACGGCGGCGCGCGAAGCCAACGCCAAGGUGCGCCUGCAGCAGUUCAUCGAGGAGCUGCUGGACCGAGCCGACCGCGCGGAGAAACAGCUGCAGAUCAUCAGCAGCUGUGGCACCACGCCGAACGGGAGCCUGGGACGCUGCAGCCUCCAGGCCUCAAAGGGCAAUGGACACCAGAGAAACUCCAGCCUCUCUGGGAGCACCAGGGGCAUGUACCAGGUGUCAGAGCGACGUUCCUCCCCCAGCACAGGAGCAUCGGGACGGAUAAAGUCCGUCUCGCAGGGAUCUGGCGGUUACGACAGUGACAGCGUCGAGAUGCAUCCCAUGGAGGACUGUCCCGAGGCCCAGUACUAUCACAUGCAGUGUCGGCUGGGCGAGGGGGGUUACGAGCGGUCCCCUGGGUGUGGCGGCUCCAGGAACUGGGGUCUCCGCAAACAGGCCAUCCAGAACUGGCAGCGACGACCGUACAGGAACAGCACCGAGGGCGAUGAGGGAGACGUGUCGGACGUGGGCUCCCGGACGACCGAGUCCGAGGUGGAGAUGUGGGAGCAGGAGAGGAGAGCCGUGGCUGAGGUCCAGCAGGCUGCCCCGCCCUAUCCUCACCAGGGCAGGGCAGCAUACCGCCCCAACACAGGACGGUCGGAUGGGGUCCACAGCAAGCCAUGUCGUCAUGAAAAGAGCCCGUCCAAGUCCAACGAGGUGAUCAGUCCGGAGAUCCUGAAGAUGCGUGCAGCCCUCUUCUGCAUCUUCACCUACCUGGAUACCAAAACGCUGCUGAGGGCAGCGGAGGUCUGCCGGGACUGGAAGUUCGUGGCUCGCCACCCGGCCGUGUGGACCAGAGUGCUCCUGGAGAACGCCCGCAUUUCUUCCAAGUUCCUGAGCACGCUGUCUCAGUGGUGCACUCAGACGCACUCCCUCAUCCUGCAGAACCUCAAACCGCGACAGCGCGGCAAGAAGGAAACAAAGGAGGACUACCUGAAAAGCACACGUGGCUGUCUGGAGGAGGGUCUGGAGGCGCUGCUAAAGGCCACAGGAAGCAACCUGCUGAUACUGAAGAUUUCACACUGCCCCAACCUGCUGACGGAUCGCUCCCUCUGGCUGGCCAGCUGCUACUGCCGAGCUCUGCAGGCUGUAACCUACAGGAGUGCCACUGACCCAGUUGGCCAGGAGGUGAUCUGGGCCCUCGGAGCAGGUUGUAGAGACAUCAUCUCCCUACAGGUGGCGCCACUGCACCCAUGCCAACAGCCGGCUCGUUUCAGUAACCGAUGUCUGCAGACUAUUGGACGAUGUUGGCCACACCUCCGCGCUCUCGGUGUGGGAGGGGCAGGAUGUGGCAUCCAGGGUUUGGCCUCGCUUGCGAGGAACUGCAUGCGUCUGCAGGUGCUGGAGUUGGACCAUGUGAGUGAAAUCAACCAGGAGGUGGCAGCAGAGGUCUGCAGAGAAGGCCUGAAGGGUCUGGAGAUGCUGGUGCUCACCUCCACACCGGUCACCCCCAAAGCCCUGCUCCACUUCAACAGUGUUUGCCGCAACUUGAAGUCCAUCGUGGUCCAGAUCGGUAUAGAAGACUACUUUGAGGACCCCAACAGUCCCGAAGCAAGAAAACUGUUUGAUGAGAUGGUUAACAAGCUGCAGGCUCUGAAGAAGAGACCUGGAUUUUCCAAAAUCCUCCACGUGAAAGCAGACAGUCUCUGCUAACAUCUCUUGUUCAGAUUUUUCAACGUCUUGGUGAGGUGCCAUCUUGCCUCCGGUCAGUCCGAAAGACCCAGCUGUUUUGAGCCCACUCCGUGGGGCCGAGUGUGUCUGCAGCACCAACAGAAACAACAGUUCACCAUGAAAGUUCACCGCGAUGAACCAGGACCGCGGCUCAAUGUGCAUCAUCUACCCAAGCUUGAAACAGAAAAUCUAGUCUAAAACUAUUCCAGCAUUGGGAAUCAAUAUCUCCUUGAAGUUGGCUUUGUGGUAGAGAGCAAGUCAGGAGGCUUAUUCGCAGUGGCACUAUAUAUGACAUAAAGGGUCUGUUUUAAACCUAACAAACUCAAAUAACCCAACCUAAGUUCCUUGUUUCUCAAUCAUUUCAAUAUGAAGAUGAAUCAUGUGGUCGCACAAAGCCCAGACCCCUUUCUCCAGAGAAACACCUGGAGCCAGGUGACAAUGCUGUAUUUACCUGUCCGCAUCAACAUAGCGCUUGCUGUAAAAACCUGAGACGACCCUCGGCUCACGGGCAGGAGCACAUCACACGGCGAUCAUCCUUACCACAGAGAAGGGCACCAAAUGUCGGCAGGGGUUUUAAGAAAAUCGAUUUCCUCAAAGGAUCUUGACUUCUCUUUAAGGGUAAGAGUCUCGAAAAACGGGAGCUUUGUGUUCGUGUGCGUGGAUGAGUGAAUGCAGAAGUAGACCUGCCAACAUUUGAAUGAAUGGGCUUUCAUGCCGCCUGCCCUGCACAACUGUACGUUGAAAGUUGACAUUGGACAACGUUCAACACUUCCGGCUUCACCCAGAACAGCAACGCGCUUGCACCAGCUCCAGGCACAGCGGCGCACUGCCUCCCUGCAACGCACAGACCUUGACAGUCUCACAGCCGCUGCAUGGCAAUGACGCAUUCUGCCUCUUCUAGCAUCCUCUGCUUCCUCAUGUGUGAACAGGAUCAUGUCAUCGACUGGGACUUUUUCUUUGUCCUUAAUCUCUUGUCUGAGAGAACAGGAUGCAGCAUCUGAUGUUGCUCUUCAAUAAGCCUGUGGGGGGGGGAAAGGGUCAUAAUGCAUUUCUCUCGAAAAACCGGUGCCAUUCGAAAACGGUGUCUGUCCUCAUUCCGGUGAGCUUCUUCUCCAAUGUGCCAUUAAUGAGGGAAGGGGUCAGAUGUUGUAAGAAUGAUGAGUCUUCCUGGGUGUUUUGUUUCACGUGGAACAUGAUCUCCAGGUUAUUAUACAGUAGUGUUUAUAUAUCAUGAACGUCUCCUACUGAAACAGUGCCAUUUCCUCGUCAUAGGGCUCUCCGUGGCUGAGCCCACGUACAAUCCUUAUUUAUCCAGCAGUGGAUAUCCUCUGGCUCCCUCUACUGGUGUUGUCAGGCAGUCGUACAGGCGGCGUGAUCAGACACUCGAAAACGUUGCCCCAGGAAUCCGCUCUGAUAUUUCGGAGGUGUCGAAACCAAGAGAGUGAGUCAUCUUCGAGCUGGCGCAAGUCUUUUGUCACUGUUCAGUGUAGAAAUCGUCAACAGGUAUGAGUAGCAAUACUUACAAGCAGUGAGACCGAGUGGGCCCUCCUCCUCUGUGGUCAUUUAAAGGGGCGCUCCGCCAAUUUCACACACCAAAAUCAAAUUGCGAGUUGUGAGGGGAACCACUCAGCCUGACAAACAAAAGAGGUAUACUGUCUUCUGUGGCUCUGGGGGAGCUUUGUCGAGUCUGAGAAAAUAACCCUGACGAUGUGAUCAGGGUUCAUUUUAGACUUGGGAGAUUAUACAGUUACAUUAAAACCUAUCCUGCAAAUGGGUUUGGGUGGAGUUAGAGAGAUGUUGGUGUUUACAAGGCGUAGAGGGCCAAAUAUGAGAAGAUAUUAAGGGAAGGCGCAUAUUGAGCUUGGCGCAUCCGAAAUAAGGAUUUCUCUUCUGUCCGUCAAGAUAGUCCCCUUAUGAAAGUGCAAUACUAACUCGGGGGAGAACCCCUUCAAACAGAGCUCCUUCUAGACACUUACAAUCUUUCUUUUUAAAGAUUUUUUUUAAAUGAAUCCUGCACCAGGGGGAGGGACAACGUCACGUCUCCUACCUAACGACACGCAAACAAGUUGUUCCUGUUACCUCAUUUGUCUAUACAGCAGAUUUUAACAUUCAUGGCAGGAGUGUGCAACAGAGCGAGGUGACAGUUUCCAUGAAUACUGAGCAGGGGUCUGUCCUGUGGGCACACUGACGCCGAGAGCCGUUACCUACCGUUAGUUGUUUUUUCGUUUGGUCUCUACUUCAUAGUCAACAGUGUUUAUGAGGACUUGUGUAGCUGCGUUUUGUGGUAAUGAUGUUUGAGGUUCGUGUGUGAGAACAGUCGUGGAUGUCCAUUUCUUCAUGCUCUUCCAGGACUGCAUAUAAUUAUGAUCCUACACUGGUUCUGCUGGGUUCUGUCGACGGAGGAAAAGGGUUUGUGAGAAAGGUGCAAAAACAAAAAGCACUUGUUGAUUUUGAGUUUUAGACAAUCCUGCCUUCGCUAACAGCCACUCUGUACAAAGUGUUUGUAAGAAAAAGAAAAGAAGAAAACACGUCAACAAAAACCAGAAGAAAAAAAAAAAGGACCAACAUUUGAUGUUCUACAAUAUUAAGGUCGUAAAUAUGAGUGGAAAAGGUUGAAGUUUACAGGCCUUCAUUCUGUAAGCAUUUUCUCUCCAAAGUUGAAUGAAAGCAACAUAGAGAAUUAUAUUAUGUAUAACAGUAGUGUUGAAACUGAAGUUGUGUAUUAGAUACUUUAUAUUAAAUGUGCAUCAGAGUCAUAUAGAGAUGGAGAUUAUUUAAGAAGAGGAUAAAGCUAAAUAAUUCAGCUAUUUAUUUCUAUAUUUUAAAAAAAAGAGCGCUGUGUAUAAUGUUGGCAUGUUUGUGUUCAAGCAUCAAUCAUUGAGUUGCCUUCUGAACUGUUCUGCUACUGUGGCCAGAAAAUUAUUCGAUGUUUAAAGAGCUUUGAUUGCCUGCAGGUUAAUAACGUUUUUCUUUAUUUGAUCCAGUCUGUUGUUGCACUAGUGAGAAAAGAAGAAGAAAAAAAAAUAUUUCAGAUGUUUAUUAUAAGAGUGUUGUUUUUAAAUGUUUAGCUAUUUCUCAGUAUUUGACAAAAAUAUGAUGCACUUUUUCCCUGAACGCUUUUCUCGGCCUGCCGGUCAUCGGUCAGAAACAAAACUGGUUUGCUGUGAGCGUGAUGCCCGGCGGCAUCUCAUGGUGUAGUAUGAAAAACGUAACUGUUCACUUUCGUGUUCGGUUUCAUGGGACGAACGGGUUUUUUUGGGAAACGCAGCGACGACAUAUGAACUUGUGAACGGACGUACAGUUUGCCUCUUUUCUCUUACACCAUCUCUCAUGUCUCUAUCGGUUGGGAUGCUACAAAGAUUGAAUCUGAUUCAACUACAUGCAAGUGCUUUUUAGGUUCAUUGCCAAUAUGACCUUAUUCUCUCCUUUAUGUUUCAUGCUCAUACCAACAAAACAUUUGCUCUCUUGUGAAAAUGGACCUGCUGAAGAUGUUGCCGAGCCUGUGGGCUCUAAUCUGAAACUGCAGAUUUGAGGUGCCAAGUACGCCAGAAUAUUAUUUUUUGGCAUACAUCUCCAUUCUCUGCCUCUCCAAAUGUCGCCCUGACAAAUACUAAUUUAUUUUAUCUAUUCAGUCUUAAGCAGCGUCUGUAAAUGUGUAUUUAAUUGUUAUUUUUUCUCCUUUGAAUCCAGAUUUAGUCCUCCUUUGUUGCAAUGACACAACUUCAUUAUACUGUGCAACUGAAAGACAGUGUCUGAGUGUUCAUGUACCUCUCUGUACAUAUUUUAUGUAUGAAUGAUUGUACUCAUGCCCAUUCAUCUGAAUAGUAUUUUACACAUUACCUCGACACUUAUCUGGGCAAUUAAGUGUGCAGUUUGUCUUUGUAUUUUUCUCAUUGUUUGACUGCCAUCACCAGGUCUGCCAAUUGAUCCAUGAACUUCAUCCUUGUUGCUAUACAACGACAAUACGGAUUUUUGUUGCUGGACAAAAAAAAAAACUUUCCCAAAAGAUGAUCAGCCUUCUACGACGACUGCAACAGAUGGAAAUGUUUUACUACCCAUUUUCACUCAUUUGUUGUCAUCAAUAAAAUUGCUUUAAAUUGUA